AUGAAACCUCGCCCAUCAAACUCUGGCAGCGGUGCCAUUCCUCCACCCAAUCCGUCUCUGCAGCAGCAGCCGAAUCUGAAUCCAUCCGCAAGAUCCUUCACUCCUGUCGCGAUUAUGCCACCGGUGGCACCUUCCGCUUACUCGCCUCCCGUUCAGCACCAAGUCGAGCUGGUCUACCACCAGGCCAAAGCCGCCGAGGCUGCAAAGUUGAUGGCCGCACGCGCCCACGGUAUGAUCUCCAGUCCCUUCUGCAGCCCGCACACCACUCCGAAGCUGCCCAUCCAUCCACUUCAUCUCACAUCUGCCGCCCGCGUCUCAUCGCGGUCGCGUUCCUGCCCGUUCCGGCUGAGCCUCAUCGACCUCCUGCGGCCUCUUCGAAUGCCUCCUUCUCAUCAUGGCCUGGUCCUCCGUUCUGACAGUGAAGAUCCAGCCCACACGCCUCCGACGAGCGGCUCCGACCAGAUGCAUGUGCCCAAGAAGCGUCGCAUCUCAAACGCCCUCGGCGGCCCGUCCGACAAGCCACCUUCCCGCUCCGCGUCUGCGCCUAACGCAGCUGGCGUCGCUGUUGAUCAUCACGGCAUCCCGACGACCCCGCCGAACCGCAGCGUCCAGCCUCAGACUACGACCCCCACGCCGCCUGCCUACACAUUUGACGACGACGACAUCUUCUUCCCAAAUGCCGACAAGCCUCUCGUGAAGAGCAGUCGUGGCAAAAAGAAGGCCCCGUCAGGCCGAAAGUGA
Colletotrichum siamense is the source of this 741-nucleotide messenger RNA. RefSeq lists its product as uncharacterized. The record is from RefSeq and is a predicted model, not a curated record. The coding region runs from base 1 to 741 and encodes 246 amino acids. The transcript is spliced from 2 exons. Lineage: Eukaryota; Fungi; Ascomycota; Sordariomycetes; Glomerellales; Glomerellaceae.